Molecule: messenger RNA, 1053 nt
Organism: Pseudomassariella vexata
Lineage: Eukaryota; Fungi; Ascomycota; Sordariomycetes; Amphisphaeriales; Pseudomassariaceae
Product: S-adenosyl-L-methionine-dependent methyltransferase
Exons: 5
Coding region: 1-1053 (350 amino acids)
Molecular function (GO): methyltransferase activity
Source: RefSeq, a predicted model, not a curated record
AUGCCUUCAGUUCCGACGUUUCCUUCACAGUUGCUGCAAACACAACAAGAGUUUCGGCCGCAGCAGAAUGUGAAUACUGCUCUCCCGUCAGUCCCAGCGCAAGCACUGCCCAACAGAACGGCACCCCACGCGCCUCAGGUACCUGAAGUCUCUCCAACGUUAACCAUACCCGAGGAGCUUCUCCGCACGCGCACAGGAACCUCGGUUGUCGAAGAGGGCUCGAUCCUCGAUGCUUCCGGCAGAACGUACCACAGCUACAAGGAGGGCAAGUAUUUCCUGCCCAAUGACACAGCCGAGCAAGAUCGUCUGGACUUCCAACACGCCGCCAUCGCAUUGCUACUGAAUAAUCGGCUAGCGUGGGCGCCGAUGACGAACGUGCCUAACUACGUGAUGGAUGUUGCGACGGGCACGGGGAUCUGGGCAAUUGACUUUGCGGACCUCAACCCAACCUCGUAUGUCGUCGGCACAGACUUGAGUAAAAUCCAACCGCCCAACGCCCCGUUAAACUGCGAGUUCCUCCAGGAAGACUCCGAGGAGGACUGGGUGUACCCGCUAUACAAGUUUGACUACAUCCAUCUGCGCAUGGUUUAUACGUGCUUUGAUGAUCCUAGAAAGGUAAUUAGGCAGGCAUUUGAGAAUAUGAAUCCCGGGGGGUGGAUUGAGUUCCAGGAUAGCAGUAUUAUGCUUUUUUCUGGCACGGGCAAGAUUGCGGGUACCGGUUUAGAGCACUGGUCCAACGGCAUCCUGCACGGAGCUGCCGCAAAGGGACGGGAUAUACUGGUUUCGCAGCACUACAAGCGCUGGCUUAUUGAGGCAGGGUUCGUCGACGUCGUCGAACACAAGCUAGUUUGGCCUAUCGGCACCUGGCCUGAGGACCCCCGUAUGAAGGAAUGUGGGAAAUACAACGCGACGAAUUUGCAGGAGGGUGCGCGCGCUGUGGGCCUGAAGAUGCUGAGUGCGGCGGGGUUGGAGGCCGAGGAGAUCGAGGAUAUAGUUAGGAGGGUGAAGAGGGAGGCAACGGAUGAAAGCCUUCAGCCUUAUGGCCAUUUGUAA